Colletotrichum orchidophilum is the source of this 912-nucleotide messenger RNA. RefSeq lists its product as uncharacterized. Lineage: Eukaryota; Fungi; Ascomycota; Sordariomycetes; Glomerellales; Glomerellaceae. The transcript has 3 exons. The record is from RefSeq and is a predicted model, not a curated record. The coding region runs from base 1 to 912 and encodes 303 amino acids.
AUGUCACAGUGCAGUUAUUCCUUGGCCUUGGACCCUCAAGUUGGGGCAUGGGGCAGGAAGGUGGGGCAGGUGGGAUCACACCCAGACCGAUUUCCCAUUGUGGGCGACAGAUGCGCAUUGCGGUCGGGUCAGUCACCCUCUGUCGCGGACCCUGUCCUGCCUCCUCCACCACCCAUCCACUUUGAUUAUCCGCAGUUCCAUCCAAACCACCACGCCAUCAAACCGCCCAGACAAAGGGCCGGCGGCGGCUCACCAUGGCAUCCGACCGCGACAAGGACGCUGACAAGUGACUGGACGUGGGGUGAACCGCGCGGGCUCCACGCUACACCACAAACACAAUCGCGAUUGUAUCACGGCUACCGGUCAGCGGCGCACACACCAUACCCGCCCCGUACCGCCGCAAACCUUUCCUCCAACGUCUCUUUACUUCCCGAGUCGACUCGUCGCACACUCUCCGACACUAUGGAGCUGCUUUGGUCCUCCAACCCCAUCGUCGUUGUCCCUCACGGACACUGCCACUCGCGCCCAGAGAUCAUCCAGAUGUGCCGGAUGCGUGAUGGGCUCUCUGGCGCGACGCUUCUCAGGCCCGCCAUCGUUGGUAACUGCGUAGGCUGGGACAUUCGGACGGAUGAUGCCGAAUCGCUCGAGACAGCCCCCGAUCCACAGCGGAGGAAUCUGCGAGAAAUCUUGAGCCCUUAUCCUCAACCACUAUGGCUCUACCGUGUCUCGCAGGUAGUAUCGAUUUGUCUGCGCACCCAACCGCCACCUGGUGCCUGGCAACUCCUGGUCGCGGCACGGCGAGACCUGCUGGAAAGGGAUGAUGCUCCAGGAACAACAAAUGGCAUGGACGGCUGCGCGAUACAUUCUUGCGAGCGCAGCACCGAAAAUCUGUCAAGGAUUAGAAACAUUUGA